This is a messenger RNA of Rosa chinensis, 1908 nucleotides long. Its product is annotated as hippocampus abundant transcript 1 protein. NCBI's taxonomy places the organism in Eukaryota, Viridiplantae, Streptophyta, Magnoliopsida, Rosales, Rosaceae. Bases 177 to 1553 code for a protein of 458 amino acids. The record is from RefSeq and is a predicted model, not a curated record. The transcript is spliced from 14 exons. Gene Ontology annotation, molecular function: transmembrane transporter activity. Gene Ontology annotation, biological process: transmembrane transport.
UCUUGAGGUAGAAAACAAAAUAGUGGAGACAAAGCAAAACCAAAAGCCAUCCCCUACAUACAAAUCUAUGAAGUCUCACAUACAGAGAGAAAAUAUCUUAACGUUUCAUACAUAACGGAGAGAGCGUUAUUAAAGACUAGCUUAAUUGUGCUUUUGCAUAACGUUAAUCUGUAUAUAUGGAGGAGGAUAGUCUCUGCAGAUCGAGUAUUGGUGGUGAAGAGAUGAAAGGGAUGGAGAAGAGCGAGUUGAGGCACCUUUUCGUGACGGUGUUCCUCUCUUCGCUUUCCAUGUUCUUGGUGGUUCCGGCCAUAACCGACGUCACCAUAGCGGCGGUUUGCCCCGGUCGGGAAAGCUGCUCUCUUGCCAUUUACCUCUCUGGGUUUCAACAAGCGAUCAUAGGCAUGGGAACGGUGGUGAUGAAUCCGGUAAUUGGGAACCUGUCGGACCUCUAUGGGAGGAAGGCUCUGCUCACAUUCCCAUUGACAGUAUCCAUUAUCCCACUAGCAAUAUUGGCGUAUAGCCGGGAGACCAACUUUUUCUAUGCUUUCUAUGUGCUGAGGACCCUAACUGCCAUGACAUGCGAAGGCAGUGUCAACUGCCUCGCCCUCGCUUAUGUGGCAGACAACAUUUCAGAGAGAGAGAGAGUAUCUGCAUUUGGACUUCUAUCUGGGUUUUUCUCCGCAUCAUUUGUAUGUGGAACUUUAGCAGCUCGUUUCCUCCCCACUUCGUUAACAUUUCAGGUUGCCGCCUUAGUAUCAAUGCUGGCAGCUGUUUACAUGAGGAUUUUUCUCGAGGAAAUUAGGCCAUCAGAUCAUGGGGAUAGUACUUUGAGCCAGCCUAUCUUGAAGGGAUUAGAACCAGUACUAGAGCGAAUCACAGAUGACGAUUACUCUCCGAAGACGAAAAUUGAAUUUAAGAAGAUCCCUUCUGUUGGGGAUCUUAUUAGCUUACUCAGGAGUAGUAAGACCCUGUCACAAGCUGGUAUUAUUAUCUUCUUUCAGAGCCUAGCAGAAGGCGGCAUGCAAGCUUCGGUCCUGUAUUUCCUUAAGGCUCGUUUUCAGUUCGACAAAAAUCAGUUUGCUGAUAUAAUGCUGAUUAUGGGGAUAUCAGGAGCCAUAACACAGAUGAUUUUCAUGCCCAUGAUGGCACCUAAAAUGGGAGAGGAAAAGAUGCUGUCAAUUGGGCUCUCACUGAACUGUAUCAGUAUGUUUCUAAACAGUAUAGCGUGGUCACCUUGGGUUCCUUAUGCAGCUACUGUGUUUUCUUCUUUUGCCUUACUAGCACAACCAACUAUACGCAGCAUUGCAUCAAAACAAGUUGGACCAAAUGAGCAGGGAAAGGCUCAAGGAUGCAUUUCAGGCAUAAGUUCCUUUGCCAACAUUGUUGCUCCAUUAGUUUUCAGUCCUUUAACAGCUUUAUUUUUGUCUGAAGAUGCACCGUUCAAUUUCCCAGGCUUCAGUAUUAUGUGCCUUGGACUUGCAACGAUCAUUGCCUUGAUUCAGAGUACAAUGAUAAGGGCUUCUCCUCCUAUUGCAAGUCACAAUUUAGCCUAGCAUAAAGAUUUUUUUACCUACAGUUUCAUCUGAUGGAGCUCUGUAAUCAAAUACAGAAGGAACCCGAGAACAAGAGCUAUAUUAAGCUAUGCAGAAAUGAUAUUAUCGUAUACAAAGAAACUGGAAAGAGAGAGAGAGAGAUAGCUAAUUUGUUAUUUAGAAACCAUACUUCUGUAUUUCUCCGUAUGGGAGGUCUUAUGUCCAGCAGGACUCUCAAAGCUAAUCGUGUCUCUUGCAGUUGAAUUAGCUAGGUCCGUUUAGUAUAGUUGGCUUGAUCCUUGGGUAAACUAUGUAUAGCAUGGCUAUUCAAGCAUACGAGUUAAUUGAUGAGAAUCAUUUACACCAUCUUCUUGUA